Messenger RNA from Trichomonas vaginalis G3, 729 nucleotides. Its product is annotated as organellar and viral DNA polymerase type B. The transcript has a single exon. The coding region runs from base 1 to 729 and encodes 242 amino acids. Lineage: Eukaryota; Parabasalia; Trichomonadida; Trichomonadidae. The record is from RefSeq and is a predicted model, not a curated record.
AUGCAGGACCUCAUCGACCAUUUACCCAAACUACCUGAAAUCCAACAACAAAAACUCACUAUUCCUGAAUUCGAUGAAAUAGAAGUGAAACCAACUGACUCAGUAGAAAUAAAGAAGUUCAUACGAAAGGUAAACUAUGAGUUUCUAGGAUUUCAUUGCAACCAUAAGGUUAUGGACAAAGAUUGCGACAUGGUAUAUAAGAAUGUUUCUGACAUAUAUAAAUCUGAAGAAUUUAAGACCUACGACAACUUUGUUUCGUUAGUUGCUGAAUGUGUAUGGCAGAUAAGAGAUGAAGAUAGAAGAAGUAAAGUAUGGAACAAACAAAUAAGACCCGCUAUGUUUGAGAUGAAGAGAGCAAUUGACGCUUUAGUUGUUUUAGCAGGUAAGGUUUCAGAAUAUAACGCAAAAAUGAACCCGCAAUGUUCUAAAUGUAAAGCAGCAAUGAGGAAAUAUAACUACUCCGUCAAAGAGAUAGAACGUAUGAGAAACGACUAUGCAGACUUAAAGAAAGAAGCAGAAAAACCAGCAGAAGAUAAAAUGGACAUGUUAGAAUUUCUGAACAAAAACUAUCCAACUGCUGACGAUUUCCUUCUAUCUGAUGUCAAGAAGAAAUAUAAAGAGACUUUCGGCAUAGUUAAAACAUUCGAUGUACUAAAAGAAGAAAUAGAGGCUACAAAACUGUUUAAAGUCUCACGAAUUCAUAACGUUUACCAUGUAAAACGCUUAUAA